AUGGGUUCUUUGAUGCCGCCAGCUGGUCACCGUCCUAAGUUUUCGCAGCUCUACAUUUUCGACCCACAGUCUGAACUUAACGACUGCUUGGCCAACUUUGCUUCAGCCGAACGAAACCUUAAACCCGAAAUUGUCGCUGGUCUUAUGGACAUGCUUGACACCACCAAUGAUUUGGUUCGCACUUUCCGGAGGGUUCGCCAGGAAUUGCACGAUCCGUCAACAAGCAACCUCAGGCUCAGAAUAGUUGGCUCACGUGAUAAUUCCUCCCGCCAGUAUGAUUUGCCAACAGGAACAGACCUUGCAGGAUUGAUUCCAGGAGAUUUUGUGGCCGACAAAGAAGACCAAGACAUCAUAAUUGACCAUUGUGUGGAAGGUUUGAGAAGAAUCACAAGCCUCAACCCCAAGUUUGAAGCCCUGCACUUUCCUCUGUUGUUUCCCUAUGGAGAGGAUGGAUUUCACACUAACAUUCCAUACCAUCUUGAGAAUGCACCAGAAACCUUGCAGUGA
This is a messenger RNA of Linum trigynum, 507 nucleotides long. The record is from the annotation of a GenBank genome assembly. NCBI's taxonomy places the organism in Eukaryota, Viridiplantae, Streptophyta, Magnoliopsida, Malpighiales, Linaceae.